Drosophila suzukii is the source of this 986-nucleotide messenger RNA. RefSeq lists its product as uncharacterized. Lineage: Eukaryota; Metazoa; Arthropoda; Insecta; Diptera; Drosophilidae. The record is from RefSeq and is a predicted model, not a curated record.
CACGUUGGCCGGGCGGAACUACUUCAAAAUGUAAAAAUGUUCAAGCCGGAGUUGAGAAGGCAAACUUGGCAGCAACUUUGAAGGCUCACUUAAUUAUGCGCAUUGCAUCGCCACCGAUCCUGGUCCACAUCCUCCUCUGUCACCUGCUCCUGAUCUCGCCCAGCCUCUCGGCCAGCUACCAGCGUUCCUCGAACUGCCAGCAGCAGCAGCAGCAGUCCCGAUCCCAAGAUCAGUCCGGGAUGGAUAGCUCCAUGAGCAUGCGGCACGGCAACUCCAAGCAGACCGCCUCGAACAUCGCCCUGAAGGCGGCCCAGGAGGCCAAGAAGGCGUCGGACACCCAGGCACCCGCCGCCCUGGCCGCCGCCCGCCAGGUGAAGCACCAGCUGGCCGACAAGGCCGUCGCCGCCGCCAAGGCCGCGGAGGCAGCCCUUGCUGGCAAGCAGCAGAUCCUCGAGCAGCUGCAGGAUGAGGUGCACGAGGCGGAGAUCAUCGUCCAGGAGGAGAGCUACUCCCUGGUGGGAUCUCAGACCAAUCUCAAUGCCGCUGUUGCCACUGCAAAGCAGACGCAAACGCUGUUGCAAUCGCUGCGAGGCUCGGUGAAAAUCGCCGAGGAUGCACUGAGCAAUGCCGAGGCAGCUGCAUCCGGUGCCCAGCAGGAGUUGUGCGAAAAAACGCAGCUGGUGGACACCGCUCGCCAAAGGGCCGAGAUGCUAAUGCAGCAGUUGCGUUCCGCCAAACUGGACUACACCAAUACGAAGAAGGCCGCUUACAGGGCCGCCUGUGCCGCCUCCGAGGCCCGGCACAAGGCUGUACGAGAUCGGAGAUCCCCAGGGGAGGAAAUGGAAAUCGAAGGAACUUCCGGGCAGCAGCAGCAAAUGCUGCAGAGCCAGGAACAGGAGCAGAAUCUAGAGAAGGGGCAAGCGGUCAAGGGUCAGGCUGAAGAAUGGGAGUACAACGAGCAGGGCAAAGCUAUAUUUUCUAAUUGA